Molecule: messenger RNA, 2213 nt
Organism: Cloeon dipterum
Lineage: Eukaryota; Metazoa; Arthropoda; Insecta; Ephemeroptera; Baetidae
Gene: tty
Product: tweety
Exons: 11
Coding region: 194-1798 (534 amino acids)
Cellular component (GO): plasma membrane
Molecular function (GO): volume-sensitive chloride channel activity; intracellularly calcium-gated chloride channel activity
Source: RefSeq, a predicted model, not a curated record
CCACGGCCGCGACACCGCGUUCAGCGAGAGGGUGCAGCAGCAGCAGCAAGCGGGGAAGGAAAGAAAGAAUCGAGGAGCUGUCACUGGACCAGACACACGUAAAGCUGCACAAAGGGCUACUUCCUUUAAAGGCCGUCGACUCGGAUCGAAAAGCAAGCAGAGUCAUUUAUGACGGGGCGCUGAUUAAUACAGCAUGGAGGAGCCUCCGGCCCGCUACAGCCCCACCCCCGUGGCCGAGUUCCUGCACCGACUGCCGCACAUCAACAUCCUCCUGCGCAAGGUCAAUUCCACCUUCAACCCUUACAACGAGGCGUACCUCGAGGCGUUGGGGCUGUACGCUGCCGUGCCCGCGCUAUGGCUCAUCCUGACACUGUUCAUCCUGCUGGUCUACUUGCUCACUAGAUGCUGCGAUCGCAACCCUCGUCGGAAGCGCAGCAUCACCCCCUGGAAAUGGAUAUUGGGCCUGAUCGCGGUCAUCUGCUGUGGUGCAGUGGCCGUGGGCCUCUACGGAAACGACGACGUCCACAAUGGACUAGUGCAAGUGAUGGCCUCCGUGGCCAGCAUCAAUGAAGUUUUCCUGUCAUCUCGAAACGAGACGGUUUUGGCUGAACAAACCUUGAAUAGACAGGUACAGUCGAUUUUGAAAAACCUGCAGAGCAAAAUCGAAAGCGGUGAUGGCAAUCCUCAACUCAAGAACCAGCUUGGGAUUGUGAUCAGCAAUAUGUUGGGCAACUGCUCGUUGGCCGUUCGCAGCACAAAGAACUUGAUCGGUCCUCUGAAGGGUGCCAGCCUCACCUCUUUUAUUGACGUGCUUCACCUGGGCGAAAUCAUCAGGUGGCCAGUGACCAUGGCAGUUCUAAGCCUGCUGCUUGUUUUCUGCUUCAUUCUGCUGUUCGGAGUCGUCCGCCAUGCCAGAGGAGCUCUCAUUGCGUUUUCUGUGUUUGGUCUCUUCGCAGUCAUCACCACAUACGCCCUGUCUGCUGUAUACUUGGCUGGAUCAAUUGCUCUCGGUGACUUUUGCGUGGCCCCGGACCCAUUCGUCGAAAAGGUGCUCUCAGGCCAAGGACCGUCGAUUCACCGCGAAAUGGCUCACUACUACAUUCAGUGCGACCGGACGGCCACCAACCCCCUGUAUCCUCGACUUCAGACUGGCAUCCGCGCAUCUGACGACCUGGUUUCUGGAAUGAGCCAGUUGAACAAUCUGAUUUACAAUCUGCCGUACGUUGUGCGACCUGAUGAGCUUGUCGCCAGCGUCAAUUUGACCAAGAAAAUCUUCAACCAAUUGGAGCAAAAGCUGUCCUGCCAGAGCAUCAAUAGGAACUACCAAGGAGCAAUUCACGGAAUCUGCGAUUUAGGCUUAAUGGGCUUGCUGUUUAUGCUGGCCUCAGCGGCUGGCGCUGGGAUCUUGUUCACCCUUCUCGUCUGGAUCGACUCUCACACCUGGAUAUACAUCCGCAAGAGGCCCGACUACCUGCAAGUGGACGAGCAAGACCCGUUCUUGGCUGGUGGCCCGAUCCACCAGCCACACCACCCGGCCGCUAUGUCUUCGCUUGGGCGCCGCAGUCAAGGGUCGUAUAGCAGCACUGGCUACUUCAGACCUCGCCACUCCCGCACGCACACUCCCCCACCCACGCCGCCUUACCCUGGAACGCUAAAUGGGCGGCACGCACGCGAGGAAAAGUCCGGUGACUCCUCUCACCACUCUGACAGAUUUACCACAAUGCUUGGACCCAACAAUGGGCAGUACGCGACUCUGAGCAAGCAGUGCAAGACGUUGGAGUCGGCAGACUUCUACUGAGAGCCUGAACGGCCUCAGUAUAUGAUCAGUGAGCUGUAAAAACGGAAGAACCAAUUUCACUACACUCUCAGAAGAGGAAGACAACACACACGACAUGAAUGCGGCGCUGCUCACAGUUUUCAUUUGUAUAAUGUCUUCAUUAUAUAUAUAAUUAUAUAUUCUGAGGCCGUGUUUUUUUACAUAUAAAUUAUGAAAAGAAAACGAACUUGUUAGUGUGGUGUACAGACAGACUGAAUCCUAAUAUUAUGAAUGAGAGAUGAAACAAUGUAGGUGUAAGUAUGUAGAUACACUGCCGCUCUUUUCUAACGUCUUGGUGUUUAUAUUUAGGGUUCUGGAGCAGAACCACAUAGGUUUAGGAUAGCAUUCCACGCUUGUAUUUACCAAUCAUAAUAAACAAACACGUUUGUUCUCUUAA